Fraxinus pennsylvanica is the source of this 1548-nucleotide messenger RNA. NCBI's taxonomy places the organism in Eukaryota, Viridiplantae, Streptophyta, Magnoliopsida, Lamiales, Oleaceae. The record is from the annotation of a GenBank genome assembly.
AUGGAACAGAUGGAUUCUGGAGAGAAGCGGUUAAAUGAGCUUGGAUACAAGCAAGAGCUUAGAAGAGAAAUGACUUUGUUUAAGACGCUUGCAAUUUCGUUUUCAACGAUGACACUCUUCACAGGGAUUACUCCACUGUAUGGUUCGAGUCUUCAGUAUGCAGGGCCUGCACCUCUUGUUUGGGGCUGGAUUAUAGUAACAUUCUUCACUUGGUUUGUUGGAAUCGCCAUGGCCGAAAUUUGCUCAUCCUUCCCGACUACUGGUUCUCUGUAUUUCUGGGCUGCACAUUUAGCCGGCCCCAAAUGGGGACCGUUUGCAUCGUGGUGCUGUGCUUGGCUCGAGACAAUAGGCCUAAUAGCCGGCAUAGGGACACAGGCUUAUGCAGGAUCGCAGACUCUGCAGAGUAUAAUCUUGUUAUGCACUGGUACAAAUAAAGAUGGAGGAUAUUUUGCUCCAAAAUGGUUAUUCUUGUGUAUGUACAUAGGCCUUACAAUUAUAUGGGCAGCGCUGAAUACAUUUGCACUUGAAGUUAUUGCAUUUAUUGAUAUCAUAUCAAUUUGGUGGCAGGUGAUUGGGGGAUUAGUAAUAGUUAUCAUGCUUCCGCUUGUAGCCCUAUCUCGACAGUCAGCUUCUUAUGUAUUCACUGAAUUUCAACUGUCACCGGAGUCAACAGGGAUAUCAAGCAAUGCAUACGCAGCCAUACUCUCUCUUCUGGUGAGUCAGUAUUCACUAUAUGGCUAUGAUGCUGCAGCACAUCUGACUGAAGAAACUAAAGGCGCAGACAAGAAUGGUCCUAUAGCUAUUCUCUCAAGCAUAGGCAUCAUUUCAGUAUUUGGAUGGGCAUAUAUCUUGGCUCUUACUUUCAGCAUUCAGGAUCCAAGCUAUCUGUAUGAUACAUCUAAUGAAACUGCUGGAGCAUUUGUGCCAGCUCAAAUACUGUAUGAUGCAUUUCAUGGAAGAUAUCAUAACUCGACCGGAGCAAUUAUCUUACUCUUUAUCAUAUGGGGUUCAUUUUUCUUUGGUGGACUCUCAAUAACUACAAGUGCGGCCAGAGUGGUUUAUGCUCUAUCAAGAGACAAGGGAAUCCCAUUUUCAUCCAUCUGGCGACAACUUCACCCGAAGUACAAAGUUCCUUCUAAUGCUGUAUGGCUUUGCGCCGCCAUCUGCAUUCUUCUUGGACUACCCAUCUUGAAGGUUAAUGUAGUAUUCACCGCCAUAACUUCCAUAUGUACAAUAGGUUGGGUUGGUGGUUAUGCUGUUCCAAUCUUCGCCAGACUAGUAAUGGCCGAGAAAAACUUCAAACCAGGACCAUUUUAUCUGGGCAAAGCAAGGAGGCCUAUUUGCUUAAUAGCCUUUCUAUGGAUUUGUUACACCUGCUCAGUCUUCCUUUUGCCAACUUACUAUCCUAUCGGUUGGAAUACUUUUAAUUAUGCACCAGUUGCUCUUGGUGUGGGUUUAGGCUUGAUACUACUUUGGUGGCUUCUGGAUGCUAGGAAAUGGUUCAAAGGCCCUGUUAGAAAUAUUGAUGUACAGAAUGGAAAGAUUUGA